Molecule: messenger RNA, 870 nt
Organism: Helianthus annuus (common sunflower)
Lineage: Eukaryota; Viridiplantae; Streptophyta; Magnoliopsida; Asterales; Asteraceae
Exons: 1
Coding region: 1-870 (289 amino acids)
Source: RefSeq, a predicted model, not a curated record
AUGAAAGUGGGCGAUGGUAGUAGAGUUUCAGCUUGGUAUGAUAUAUGGAAUGACGUGGGUCCUUUAUCGAGUUUUUUGACUCCAAGAACUAUCUCUAAUGCGGGGUUUCGUUUGGAUGCUAAAGUUAAAGAUAUUCAUGAGAACGGUUCUUGGAUCUGGCCGACCGCUUGGAGGGAUACUUAUCCAGUUUUAAUUCAACUGGACCAUUUCACGCUUAAUCCAGAUAUGAGGGACGAGAUGUAUUGGAAAGAUGGGAGUGAACUUCUUCAGUAUUCUUCCUCAAAUGUAUGUCACUCGAUUCGGGUUAGAGAGCCGGAUGUCAAUUGGGUCAAAAUCGUUUGGUUUCAUCAGUGUAUCCCUAAACACGCGUUCCUUAUGUGGUUAAUCGUUCGACGUAAGCUGCUGACCCAGGAUAUAAUUCUUCAAUGGGAUUCAUCUAGACGGAAGAACAUGAACAUGAUGUGCUGUGUGCUGUGUUUCGCGCACAUUGAUUCUCAUAAUCAUUUGUUUUUUGAGUGCAAGUAUUCAUCACAUGUAUGGGAUAAUGUUCGUCACAAGGCGGGUAUGAGUGACGUCAAGGCCAGUUGGGGCGAUAUUAUGGAUUGGCUGCUAGUCCGAGUUCGUUCAAAGACAGCGGCCACAUUUGUUAGCAAGUUGCUUGUUGCUACGGUUGCUUAUUUUAUUUGGCAGGAACGAAAUGCUAGGCUUUUCAGGAACCAAACGAGACCUCCGGAUACCAUUUGUGGCUUAAUUGUGGAAACGAUGCGAUUCAAGCUUAUGGGAGUUAAGUUCAAGGAUUGCGUGAGGACUAGGAGGUUGCUUGAAGAUUGGGGAAUUGGGGGAGCUAAUGUCAUCGAUGAUGGAGGCUAA